Drosophila eugracilis is the source of this 1775-nucleotide messenger RNA. Its product is annotated as FACT complex subunit Ssrp1-like. Gene Ontology annotation, molecular function: transcription cis-regulatory region binding. The transcript has 2 exons. NCBI's taxonomy places the organism in Eukaryota, Metazoa, Arthropoda, Insecta, Diptera, Drosophilidae. Bases 1014 to 1640 code for a protein of 208 amino acids. The record is from RefSeq and is a predicted model, not a curated record.
UUUCGAGUGUCUGCGAUGGAGGAACGUCUUUAUAAAAUGAAGUCCCGUUUCGUUUUGUUUUUGUCGGCUUUGCUAUUGACUAAGCUAUCACUUAUCGAUGCAGCCCCAGCUAAAGAUUACUCACACGUGGUCAAGGUCAUUGUCGAUCAUUACAAUAAUCUAAAACAAGCAGCCGACCAAAGCGAUCAAAUGAUUGCAAAUAUAAAUAUUUUGUCAAAAAUGUUUGAAGACAUGCAGAAUGAGCUGAAAUAUGCUGAUGUGCAAGUCGAAUUGAAAAACAAAAUAAUAAGUGGCCGAGAUGAAGAAAUCGGUAAACUACAUCAGAACAUAGAUGAAAAAGAAAAGAAGACAGGCGAAGAGAUUUUGUUAAUUAGGGAAGAACUAAACGCUUCAAUAGCGCAAAGAAAUACACUGACUAAAGCCAAUCAGAACUUGCAGAGUGAUUUGGAAAUUGCUAAAGAUGAUAUUAAAGAGAAAGAGAGAGAGAUUAAUAUAAAAAACAAAGAAAUCUUAAACCAAAGUGAACUGCUCAAAAAUAAAGAAGUUAUCAUUGAAGCUCUUAACGCUCAGAUAGUUUCUAAAGAUUCCGAAAUUAAAAGACUAAACGAUUUGUUAAAUGGAAUCAAGAUAUAUUUAUUUGGUCCGAAGACUGAAAAGCUUGCCAACAGUAUUUGAGCUGAAUGCUAAAAUCUUGGAUUCCUAGUUCUGUAAACUAAGAAGUAAUAGACAGAAGAGACCAUACAUAAAAUGGAAUAAAGGAUUGUUUAAGUCGUUAAAUAUAAUUUAGAUUACUAAUCAAAAAUAUUCGAAUAUGACAAACAAUUGUAUUUGUUAAACACUUUGUUAUACCAGUAGACUUUGAAAUUGUUCUCGUAGUCAAAGGUUCCCGAAUCUAUACAAUUCUCAUUUCUAUUCUGGAACUCAACCAUACAAAGUCAAAACUAUUUUAUUUAUUAUUUUUAAAACUUGGUAAAGCGAAACUGUUAAAUUAGUACUACUUUCAUAGACCAACAAUGUCGUCUUGCGGACCGCGUCCCAAAAAACCCAUGAGUUCCUACUUGUUGUGGUUAAAUUUUUCCGGCCGUAUGCAGAUCAAAUCGGAGCAGCCAGAGUUAAGCGUCAAAGAAGUGGCUGUGAAGGGCGGUGAAUUGUGGCGCAGCAUGUCGGUGGAAGAAAAAGCCUUCUGGCAGAAGUCUGCUUCCGUGGCUAUGGAGAAAUAUAAGGAGGAGUUGGGGCAGUGGAAUUGCCAAGCGGGAGCGGGCCUUCAGAAUCAGCAAUUUGUAUUAAGCUGUAGUCAAUGUUCAGAUGGUGAUAAUGAUCCUUCGUCUUCUCAAUUGCUGGAUGUCUCGGGGUCGUCCCUUGUUAUGAACAACAACCAGAAUCAACGUAUCAAGAAACCCGUGAGUUCCUACUUGCUGUGGCUGAAUUCUUCCGGCCGUAGGGAGAUCAAAUUGAAGCAGCCAGAAUUAGGCUUCAAAGAAGUGGCUGUGAAGGGCGGUGAAUUGUGGCGCAGCAUGUCGGCGGAAGAUAAAGCCUUCUGGCAGGAGACGGCCACCGCAGCCAUGGAAAGGUAUAAGGACGACGUGGAGCUGCAAAAGUGCCAGAAGAAGUUAUCGGCGUAUAUCUAUAAGAAUCGUUAAGAUGUGGUUGGAGAUUAUCCAAAAAAGCCCAACCGUUUUUCAUAUAUCUUGAACUAUUUUAAAUUUCUGUUUUAUUCGCAUAUACACAUAUGUAAAGCUAAAGAAAAAUUAAAUGUUUUGUGUUCGGUUACUAUA